AUGGCAAGAUACGGGAAAGCAGUAAGCACUGCACUGUGGCUGCAGCUAGCAUUAGCUGUUUAUUAUGUACCAAAAUUUACAAUGCUGAUUGUUAUCAAUCAUAGCAAAACUUAUUCUUCUCGUGUAGUCGUUAUUGAUGUAAUUGCAUCUAUUUUAGUGUAUUUUAAUUCCACUUUGAACCCGUUUCUUUACUGCUGGAGAAUUAGAGAAGUGAAACAAGCAGUAAAGGAGAGAAUACGACGAGCACUUUGCUUUCCAUCGACUUAGAUAUAUUUUCUCGGAGUCGUCAGGCUUCUAUAGAUCAGGCGUAAUUUGAAGGGAAAGAAAAAAGAAGAUAGAAUCAUACAAACACGACUUUUCAGCAUCUUUGGUGUUGAAGAUCCUUUGGUCUUUGCCUAUUUAGGCUAAUAAAUAUCAAAUCAAAACACAGUACCAUUAUAUAGAAUCCUAACCGCGUUGGCAAAAAGACAAAUUGAAAGGCAGAAUUAAUAUCAGUCAGAUGCCGAGAGGUACAUACAUAUAGUGUAUGGCAGGGCCUGUGCAAACUCGCUUCUCAUUUUAUUGUCAAAUCCUAAGACUGUCUUCUGCUCAUUCCAAGCUUUUAAAAUUGAUCUAGUAAGCCAUAUAAUAACAACCCGCUAUUGUGGGCUAAACUGCUCCUGAUUAUAAGCACACAAUUUAUAAGAAUUGAACAAAAUAAACUGUUUUAGAUGGGAACAUUUUUCAGCCUUGAAAGGGAAAGGGUAAAUAGCAAAUGGGAGAUAUUGUAGAAGUUAGGAAAGUUAAUAAAGAUGAAAGUUGGAUGGAUUGUUUGUUGGUUUACUCGCUCUACAUUUUUCACCGCUUGUGUAGUUCCUUCGCCUUCUUGAAUUGUCAGACGCGGAAGGAAGAGAAAAUAACUUGUAGACGUUUUUCAAUGACGAGACAUCAAUGAAACAUUGUUUGAAAUUACUAGGAAUCUAGGUCCGCUGAAUAAUUUUGAACAAUUCUCUACGUUGGGUUAUAAUAACGGUUGUGGCUUUUAUCCCGGAGAUAUUUGCUUGUAAUAUGUAAAGAUUGCGGGUGGAUUUUUAGUUAUUCAAUUGGAGAUCAUUCAUGCUUUUCGGGAACAAAUGUGUCUCCGAUUCCAGAUGCGUGAAAUUUAAAAAAAUGCAUGCUUUGGUGUUUGCUUAUUUAUGCUAAUAAAUAUCAAAUCGAAACACAGUACAAUUGUUUAGCAUUCUAACCACACCGGCAAAAAGACAAAUUGAAAAGCAGAAUUAAUAUCACCCAGGUGCUGAGAGGUGCUAUCUGUUUGACUUUCCUCCGAUAUACUGCAUGGCGGGGCCUCUGCAAACUCGCUGCUCAUUUUCUUGCCAAAUCCUAAAGCUGUGCUUUGCUCAUUCCAUAUUUUUAAAAUUAAUCAAAUAAGCUAUAUGGUAACAACGCGCUAUUCCAGUAUUGUGGACUAAACUGCUCCUUAUUAUAAGCGCGAUUCAUCCAAAUAUUUUACAACUUUGAGCUCAAAUAUCUCCCCUUGCCAGAAAGCUACAACACUAAUCUUGAUUCCCCUUUAUAAUCCAUAAUUUCAUCUUUGACAGUCAUUGAAAAUAUCUUUUAGGCACCACCGUAUUUUUGUCUUGGAUGCCUUUUAAAAUCUGCGACUGUGACAAGUUUCUCUCAACUACACCUGUCACGCAAUUCUUGCUCAAGACGGUCACUUGACCAAAUAAACCUACUUUUUUUUUUUUUAGCUCUUUAUACAAGAUGAUUGAUCAAAAAAGAUAAAAAUGUGAAAAACUUUCGAGAUUUUAUGUAGGAAUGGUAAAUUUCACGUUUAGAGAGAUGCAUGUAGGCGAAAAAUCGAUGGAAAAAUCGUAACGUUUCUUUCUUCUGUCGUUUAUUACUUUAAAGAUUUGUUAAAAUCAGGAAAUAGGGCUUUUUUACAGAAAAAAAAAAUUCAUUAGUCUAUAAUUUGAUUGUUUGUUAUCAUUAUCGCACAGUUCACAAUAAGGAAACUGUAACAGGAGUGGAGAUUUUAAAGUCACAUGUCGCGUGCUUGUUGACGUUCAAGUUCCCGUGUGUAACAACUUCGGCUUUUCCAGACCGCGGAUGACGAGAAACUCUACCCCCUUUAUUUGAUAGGAAACAUCAAUAGGCCCAUAAAAUUCAUUAACUGCGCCGUAUUUCCAGAAAAUAAGACGGGAAAAUGUUUUUUCCACUUUCCACCGUCAAGAAAUUCCACGUAGAAAUAGUAUUUGUAACGUGACUGCGUGACCUUUCAUAAGAAGUAAAAAUUGUGUAUCUUUUUUUUUUUUUCUAAGGAGACACUUCUAGAAAGUUCUUUAUCCUUAUUUUAUCUUAUUUGCCUGUUUUCUUCGUUUUUUAUGCAAAUAUCAUCUGCAUUUGCUAUUAUUUUCGCUGAUUGUCAUAGCCUUUCCUGCGUGUACGUGUAAGCUAGUUCGUAUACAGCACUCUUUUGAGUUUCUUUGCGUGAUGUCGGGCUGAGGUGCGUAGGUCUGGCUCAAAAUAUAUCUGCACGCUGCAACACGGAUUCCUAAGUUUUCUCCUUUUUCUUUAUUUCAAUUUUUAUUCUCUGCCUUGCAUUAUCACACAUGUAUGUUUUUUUUUUAUUCCCUCAGCGCGUUCCCUCAGUAGGCUAUGAAAAGUCAAUAUUGACCAGAACUGAAACCUUUUCUAUCACUAUUUAUUGCAAAGAACCACUCUCAUUUAUAACUUUAGUUCUUAAGAGAAUGUGUUUUAUUUGCUAUUUAUUUCCAUUAGAACAUGAAACUAGGUCCUGAUAAGUUUUUUUGUUUCGUGACUCCCAAAAACUGUGUUUGCGACAACAUCAAUUGGGAAAUCAAAGGCAGUUACGCCCGAGAAAUUCACUUUCGGCCUUCUACCCGCAGAAGGCAAAUCCAUGUCAUGAAGCUUCGUAAGACCUCUGUAAACUAGAGACAUUACGUGAUGCAAAGGGGUCAAAUAUUUCCCCUAAAUCUGUGACCCUCAAACGGAUCACGCUCUCGUACAUAUAACGUCAGAAAAAUGUCACGCACGUAUGGCGCACCUGGCGAAUUCUAUCCACUGGCUUCAAUAUAAGAGACAACUUAUUUACUAUUUGUACACGAGAAAGCUUAUUUACCCUACUUGUAAAACUCCUUGAUGAAGUCUUCUAUUGUCAGACGAAACGCGUGGGAGAUAAAUACAAGUUUUUAUUUUGUCAGUUCGUGCAGUGAUGCUCACUAGCUUGUUCCGUCAAAAACGCUUUUAAUGUGAAGUCACGUCGACCUCGACAGAAAAAUUAAGCUGACCCUGUCAUAAUCAAUGGUUUGACACGGUAAGUACCAAUUUAGGUACAUCAUUGGGCUUUUAUCACAAUAAUGAAAAAAAUGUGCGUUUCCUCAUGCUCGCCACUUCAUUCUUGGAAAAUUAUUUUACCGGAGGGCGAUGUCGCUUAGCUUAGCUUGAAAAUUGAUGUAAAGGGGUCAAAUAAGCUUGUGAUCACUUAUAGGAAAACUUAUUCUUUACAUGAAGUCGUUAUUGAUGGAAUUACCGUUAUGUUAACGUAUUUUAUCUCCACUUUGAAUCCGUUUCGUUACUGCUGGAAAGUCAAAGAAGUGAGACAAGCAGUAAAGCAGACAAUCCGACAAACACUUUGCUUUCCAUGGACUUAGAUCUAUUUUCCCGGAGGUGUAAGACUUGUACUAACCAGGCGUAAUUUGAAGGGAAGGGAAAAGAAGAUAGAAUCAAACAAACACGAUUUUUCAGCAUCUACUGUGUUCUAGAUGCUUUAGUGUUUGCCUAUUUAUGCUGAUAAAUAUCAAAUUAAAACACGGUAUCAUUGUUUAGUAUUCUAACCCCGUCGGCAAAAAGACAAAUUGAAAGGCAGAAUUAAUAUCAUCCAGAUGCCGAGAGGUGCUAUCUGUUUGACUUUCUUCCAAUAUACUGUAUGGCAAGGCCUCUGCGAAGAAGGUGCUUUUUUUCCUGCAAAAUACUAAGGCUGUCUUCUGCUUAUUCCAUGUUUUUAAAAUUGAUCUAAUGAGCCAUAUAAUAACAAUGCGCUAUUGUAGACUAAACUACUCCUGAUUAUAAGCGCACGAUUAAUAAGAAUUGCACGAAAUGAACUGUUUUAGAUAGGAAUAUGUCUCAGCCUUGAAAGAGAAAGAGUAAUUAGCGAAUAGGAGAUAUUGUAGAAGUUAGGAAAGUUAAUCAGUAAAGAUGAGAAUUGGAUGAACAGUUCGUUGGUUUAGUUACUUUAUAUUUUUCACCUGUUGCAGUUCAUUUGCGUUCUUUUCAUACGCAGGGGGGAAGAUAAUUAGCUUGUAGAUGUUUUUCAAUAAUGCGACAUCAAUGAGACAUUGUUUGAAAUAACUUGGGAUCUAAGUCCACCGAAUAACUUUAAAGAACUUUAUCUGUUCGGAGGUUAUAACGGUUUUGACUUUUAUUUCAGAUUUCUGUGUAAUGUACAGAUUUUGCGGCAAGAGUUUUUGUUAUGCAAUUGGAGAUCAUUUAUGCUUUGCAGGAACAAAUGUCUCGCCGAUUCCAAAUGCGUAAAAUUUUAAAAUUUAUUCUAGUAGGAACUAGAAAAAUCUAGAAAAAUCUGAGGAUGAUUUUGAGGAAUCACAUAGUUUCCAAUACAAAAAAAGUAAAAAAAAAAAAGAAAGGUGGGAAAUUGACCGUCGCGGUUUCUAAGAUGUCUUUCUUUUUUGAAUAAAUCGUUUGUCAGAAAGAAAAUUUAAAGGGCAAGAUAAAAAAGAUAGAAUUAACUCGUAUUGAGCAUUCUUAAAGGAAAAUUCGAAACGAAUGGCCAAUACACACCACAUUGUGGAAAAAUACCAGUUGCCGUGACACGGCAUAUUGAUCAUAUUAACAGGAAAAUUCGAAACGAAUGGUCGGUACACACCACAUUAUUUUGCAGAAAAAUGAGAAAUACGGAAUUGAAUUAUAGGAUAUUUUCUCAUGUUAUUAUAUGUUUGCAAAAGAAGCGAGACCUUAAGCCGAGUAAUUUUUUAUGAAUUUAAAUUUCGAAUUAAACUUUAAUUCCAAAUAAUUAUGAGUGCAAUGAAUGGUCCUUAUUUGUCGAUCACUUGAAAGCCCUAAAACUUUUUUUCUGAGCGACUCAAAAACAAAAAAUACAUAUUAAAAAAAAAAAAAAAAAUUCUUGAGUAUUCCAAUGUUUUGAAAUUUUAAUCGGCAUGCAUGUAACCAUAUAUAGAUCAAUUUUAGCCUCUCAGCGUUCACGAUCGAGUAAUUUUAAAUUUAAAAACGAAGAAAAUGUAAGAGAAGAAUUUAAGAUCACAACCAGCUGCCGUUCGAAUGAGACUGUGAGAAAUUAAGGAGGAUGGAAUAAUGAAUAAAUAUUGAAAUGGCUUUCUAAUUGUGUGAUAGUUUAGUGAAGUAACAUUUUGCACCUGUCAUGGUUCCUUUUAUAAAUUCUGAUCAGAUGCAACAAGAAGAGAAAAUGAUUGGGAAAUGUUUACAAGUGACGAUACGAAACGUUAAACAUUUUUUUUUUUCAAAUUUCUUGACAUCUACGGUCAUAGAUUAAUUUUCAGUUGUUAUUUAAAUGUGUUUGGAAUUAUAACUGUUUUUUAUUUAUUUCAAGACUGUUUUUCGUGAACAUUUUCGUGUGGGAAGACGGGUAAGUUAUUUGAAUUUUUAUUAUCUCCUUCCCCAUCUUUUCUAUAGUUUUACAAAGAGGAGCUAAACAGCUGGUCGGCGACUGGUCGAUAGAUGUUUCAGGUAAGUCCGAAAACAAAGAUUGUGAUUCACUUUUGUAGCUUCUCAUUUGGCUGAAGACAGCAGACUUUCGCAAUGUUUUAUUGAACGCGAUUUUUCAGCGGGAACGUCAUUUUGCGGAUCGACAAGUAUCCUUAAAAUCGAUUUAGUUCUACCGUUCCGGGCCAAUUCCUAAUUUUGUUAUCUAAAGAGAGGGUUUUUUAAAAAAUUAUAAAUUAACAGAUGUCUUUAUCCUUGAAUUUUUUUCAGCUCUUAUUUAAAGAGCGUUCUUGAAUGAAAUUUAUCAGCCAGAGGAAUACCUUUUAUGGGGUUUAUUGAUGCAAGGCACACCCUCAAAAUUUCAAGAAAGGUGUAGAUGUGUAAAUAUGUAAUAGUCUCGACGGACAGUUCGUUCAACCUAUUUAAAACGAGUAGGAUGCGUUGCAGAAGCUUUUAGAGCUGAUAAUAUCUUGGCCAGGUGGUAGCUGUGAAGAAGUAUUCCUCCGUGGUGUCAGCAGUUCCAAAAAACCACAGCGAAAGGAGAAAAACCGUUUUAAGAGAUGCACAAUGAUUGCGACGACAAACUCAACAGAGGGUGGAACACAGACGGAAGCAUAUGAAGUAUUGCCUUGUUCCCCUUCUUCGGUAGUUGGGUUACAACAGAAAUCCAUUUAUUUCUCAGCAGUUAACAUUUUCCUCUCCAUCACAGCAUUUCUUGGGAAUUUUUUAAUCCUUGUUGCCCUUAACAAGGAAUUUUCCCUUCAUCCACCGUCCAAACUCUUGUAUCGUUGUCUUGCAACAACUGAUCUGUUGGUAGGUCUUGUUACUCAGCCUCUCGCUGCUACUUAUUGGAUGUCCGUGGUUCAUGAACACUGGAGUCUUUGUCGAUACACAAGGGGCGCAGUCUACAUAUCAAGCUAUGCAUUAUGUUUAGUGUCUUUGUUGACAUUGACGGCCAUAAGCGUGGACAGACUUCUCGCUCUGUUGUUGGGAAUAAGAUAUAGACAAAUAGUAACUUUAAAGCGCACGUGUAUCACCACAGCUACUUUUUGGAUUUUAUCCGUCGCCGCUGCAUCAUUUUCCGUUUCGCAUACUCGAAUAAGCAUUUGGUAUGGAACUGUAGUUAUACUUUCAUGCUCAGUGAUCUCAAUCGCCUCGUACACUAAGAUAUUUCGCACUCUUAAACAUCAUCAGGCUCAAGUACAAGAUCAUGUUCUACAACAGUCGUGCCAAACAACUGCACUAAACAUGGCAAGAUACAGGAAGGCAGUGAGCAGUGCACUGUGGGUGCAGUUAGCAUUAGCCGUUUGUUAUGUACCAAAAGUUAUAGUGCUGCUUGUGCUCACUCAUAGAAAAACUUAUUCUUCACAUGUAGUAGUUAUUGAUGCAAUAACAACCAUUUUAACAUAUUUUAACUCCACUUUGAACCCGUUUCUUUACUGCUGGAAAGUCAGAGAAGUGAGACAAGCAGUAAAGCAGACAAUCCGACAAGCACUGUGCUUUCCAUGGACUUAG
Messenger RNA from Pocillopora meandrina, 7215 nucleotides. The record is from the annotation of a GenBank genome assembly. NCBI's taxonomy places the organism in Eukaryota, Metazoa, Cnidaria, Anthozoa, Scleractinia, Pocilloporidae.